Symphalangus syndactylus (siamang) is the source of this 2307-nucleotide messenger RNA. RefSeq lists its product as uncharacterized. The record is from RefSeq and is a predicted model, not a curated record. NCBI's taxonomy places the organism in Eukaryota, Metazoa, Chordata, Mammalia, Primates, Hylobatidae.
CCACACGCAGCUCCACACAGUUCCUCACAGUGCCUCACAAUCUGCACAGCGGAUCAUUCUCUCCUCCCUCCCCACGCCACUCCACGCCGUUCCACUCCGUUCUCUCACAUUCCACACGGUUAUCACAGCUCCUCACAGUUCACUCCACUCCUCACACAAUUCCCCACACAGGUCCUCAGUCUCACACAGUCCCACGCAGUGUCCCAGGCCAUUUCCCUGGCGUUGUGUGUGUGGAACUGUGUGUGGAACUGUGUGUGUGGAACUGUGUGUGUGGAGUUGUUUGUGUGUGGAACUGUGUGUGGAACUGUGUGUGUGGAGUUGUGUGUGGAACUGUGUGUGUGGAGUUGUGUGUGGAACUGUGUGUGUGGAGUUGUGUGUGUGGAACUGUGUGUGUGUAACUGUGUGUGGAACUGUGUGUGUGGAACUGUGUCUGUGGAGUUGUGUGUGGAGUUGUGUGUGGAACUGUGUGUGUGGAGUUGUGUGUGGAACUGUGUGUGGAACUGUGUGUGUGGAGUUGUGUGUGUGGAGUUGUGUGUGUGGAACUGUGUGUGGAACUGUGUGUGUGGAGUUGUGUGUGGAACUGUGUGUGUGGAGUUGUGUGUGUGGAACUGUGUGUGGAACUGUGUGUGUGGAACUGUGUGUGUGGAGUUGUGUGUGGAACUGUGUGUGGAACUGUGUGUGUGGAGUUGUGUGUGGAACUGUGUGUGUGGAGUUGUGUGUGGAACUGUGUGUGGAACUGUGUGUGUGGAGUUGUGUGUGGAACUGUGUGUGUGGAGUUGUGUGUGGAACUGUGUGUGUGGAACUGUUUGUGGAACUGUGUGUGUGGAACUGUGUGUGUGGAGUUGUGUGUAGAAGUGUGUGUGUGGAACUGUUUGUGGAACUGUGUGUGUGGAACUGUGUGUGUGGAGUUGUGUAUGGAACUGUGUGUGGAACUGUGUGUGGAACUGUGUGUGUGGAACUGUGUGUGUGGAGUUGUGUGUGGAACUGUGUGUGUGGAACUGUGUGUGUGGAGUUGUGUGUGGAACUGUGUGUGUGGAACUGUUUGUGGAACUGUGUGUGUGGAACUGUGUGUGUGGAGUUGUGUGUGGAAGUGUGUGUGUGGAACUGUUUGUGGAACUGUGUGUGGAACUGUGUGUGUGGAGUUGUGUAUGGAACUGUGUGUGGAACUGUGUGUGGAACUGUGUGUGUGGAGUUGUGUGUGGAACUGUGUGUGUGGAACUGUGUGUGUGGAGUUGUGUGUGGAACUGUGUGUGUGGAGUUGUGUGUGUGGAACUGUGUGUGGAACUGUGUGUGUGGAACUGUGUGUGUGGAACUGUGUGUGGAACUGUGUGUGUGGAACUGUGUGUGUGGAGUUUUGUGUGUGUGGAACUGUGUGUGGAACUGUGUGUGUGGAACUGUGUGUGUGGAGUUGUGUGUGGAACUGUGUGUGUGGAACUGUGUGUGGAACUGUGUGUGUGGAACUGUGUGUGUGGAGUUGUGUGUGGAACUGUGUGUGUGGAGUUGUGUGUGUGGAACUGUGUGUGGAACUGUGUGUGUGGAACUGUGUGUGUGGAGUUGUGUGUGUGGAGUUGUGUGUGGAACUGUGUGUGUGGAGUUGUGUGUGUGGAGUUGUGUGUGGAACUGUGUGUGGAAGAGCCACACAGCUCUUCACAAUGCACACAGUUCUCUGUCCCCACAGAGCCGCCACCAAGUUCCCGGUGCGUUUCCCAGUGAGCACCUCGCAGCUGCUCACGGUGGCGCCCGCCCUGUCUCACGCGUUCCCACGCUGGCUCACUCCGUUCCUGCCCGGUCCCUCGAACGGCUUCACGGCUGCCCACGCGGUUCCUCACACAGUCCCCGGCCUCGCCCCAGGCAGCUGCACACAUGGCGCCCUCCGCGGCACCUCCGACUCCACACGCGCUCGCCUCCCCGCCGGCCCCGACACGCCUACGGCUGCUCCGAGUCCAGCACGCCUGUCGCCCGCUUCCUCUCAGGGCUCCCCAGCCCUCUCCAUGCCCGAGAAGCUCCUCAGCACCCCUCUCAGCUCCUCCCAGGGCCCCACGCCCCCCUGGCCGCCCUUUCCCACCUGUGUCUCCCCGCAGCCCCCGCCCCAGGCCCUGCCGUGAGGCCGCCCCGGACGCCCUCUGUCCACGCAGACACAGGCACCGCACGGGGCCUCCCACACCCGCUGUCUUCCUUCCCGGGAUCCACCCCCAUGUUCCCAUCUCCCAGCGCACUCGCUGCCCGCCCCGCCCCUCACCACAGGGCGCCAGGGCAGGGCAGACGCCACCACCAGCCUCCCACCCCUGCCCCGGCGCUGAAGGAAGC